ACCUACUUAGUAUGGCAUUUGAAUUGGUUGUUGUCGUAUGACUUUUUGGAAUGGUUUUACCUCGUCCCCAGUAUUCCGGAGGCAAAGCACACGAUCCGUUCCGAAACCAAGAUGCACUUCCGCGGAAGGUUUUUUUUCGCCCUGACUAUAAAAUUCGGGUAUGAGGAUGCAGAGGUGAGUUCAAAAUGGUAUAGUAAGCAUCAUUAGAUCUUUAUAUCGAGUCGUAGCAGACAUCAAUCAAGUCAAUUCCCAAUUUCACUGUUCAGUCAUAUUCUUCCUCCAUUAUGUCUCUCAGUCCCGAACAAAUCACCAUCAUCAAGGCAACCGUCCCCGUUCUGGCCGAACAUGGCAAAACUGUGACGAGCCUUUUCUAUAAAAACGUUCUCAACGAUAACCCUGCCCUCCGCAACAUCUUCAGCCACACUCAUCAAGAAAGCGGCCACCAAGCCGCCGCUCUCGCCCGCUCCCUCUACCUCUACGCCUCCCACAUCGAAGAUCUUUCCGCGUUGAAAGACCUUGUCGAGCUCGUCGCCCAUAAGCAUGCCUCCCUCUACGUGCUCCCCGAGCAUUACCCCAUCGUGGGCAAGUACCUCCUGGCUGCACUGAAGACCACCCUCGGCGAUGCAUGCACCCCGGAAAUCCUCGACGCAUGGGGUGCGGCAUACCAGCAGCUCGCCGACAUCUUGAUCGGGCGGGAGUCCCAGCUGUACAACACCACCGCGGGCUGGACCGAUUGGCGAUCCUUCCGCAUCACGAAGAAGGUCCCGGAAAGCGAGCAGAUCACCUCAUUCUACCUCGAGCCCGUCGACAAGGCGCACCUGCCGCUGCCGGCGCAUCGACCGGGCCAGUACAUCGGGCUCCGCACCGAAGUGGCCGAGCUGGGCGUCCUCCAACCUCGACAGUACUCGCUUAGCGACAUGCAUCAUCCGGAUCAUUUCCGCAUCAGCGUGAAGAAGGAAUUGGCCCUAGAUCCUUCGCAGACCGACCUGCGGUCCCAUCCUGGGUUCGUGUCGAAUAUUCUCCAUGACGAGAAGAAGGAGGGCGAUGAGGUGAUGGUGUCGCAUCCUUACGGCGACUUCUACCUAGAUGCGGAUCAGGAAGCUGCCGCGUCGCCGCUGGUGCUGCUCUCUGCUGGCGUCGGCCUCACUCCGAUGGUGGCCAUUCUGAACGCACUGAACAGUCGAUCAUCAACGCGGCCCGUGUCAUUUAUCCACGGAGCACACACCUCCAAGAUCCGGGCGUUCGGCGAUCACGUCCAGAACACGGCGAAGAGCAUGGACAACGUCAAUGUCGUAUUCUUCAAUAGCACCGUGAGCGAGGACGAUAAGCAGGGCGAGCAUUAUGACCAUAUUGGACGGGCGGAUCUCAAGAAAUUAGAUGAGAAGAAGCAUCUGUUCUUGGAUGAUAAGAGCACCCAUUACUUUGUUUGCGGACCAAGCAGCUUCAUGACGGACAUGGAUACCGCGCUGAAGCAAUAUGGAGUCGACUCGGAGAGAGUUCACCUGGAGCGUUUUGGUACCGGUGGGAUCGACAGGGCUGUUUAAGUGAGGUACGCUACCUCGGGGGUGUUCUGGUUCGGGUGUUGCUCAGCUAGCGGAGCGGUCUUAUUGUGAUUGGAAAGGCGUAAUGUUUGCCAUGGGCUGAUUGGGAUUGGUUCUUCACUCCCGCAACGUGUAAAUAUAUCUCUAUUAUAAUUACUAUCUAUGACAUACCGACCGUCUUAUCACUAUUGACUGGUCUUGUCUUCACAUCGAUUCGCUUCAUCUCAGAAUUCACGUGAACACAGACAACCGCAUCCAUUUGGUCAGUGGGCAU
Molecule: messenger RNA, 1815 nt
Organism: Eremomyces bilateralis CBS 781.70
Lineage: Eukaryota; Fungi; Ascomycota; Dothideomycetes; Eremomycetales; Eremomycetaceae
Product: globin-like protein
Exons: 1
Coding region: 285-1544 (419 amino acids)
Biological process (GO): nitric oxide catabolic process; cellular response to nitrosative stress
Cellular component (GO): intracellular anatomical structure
Molecular function (GO): oxygen binding; nitric oxide dioxygenase [NAD(P)H] activity; FAD binding
Source: RefSeq, a predicted model, not a curated record